CGAGUAGUGUACUGUCAUGGCUACCUUAGGUGUGCUAUAUAUUAUUCUGGAGAAUUUUUUUGACGAUGACCAUGACAUUGUACACUUUUGGAGUCUCAGAAAUUCGACAAUAGGGCAUCUUAUUGCCCAGAGUCAGUUUGCUUCCAGGCGACCAUAUUUGCCUCGGAUAACAGGGUUUGCCGAAGAUAUUAUUAUACCCCAGUUUAAUUCAUGCGACUUUAAAUACCACUUUCGCCUAAGCAGAGAGAUGUUCGAGGAAAUCCUUGUUCACAUUGGACACAGGCUAGCUUCAGAUCACUGUGGAGGACUGGUCGAGACAGAACCUACCAAACAGCUGCUAAUAUUUGCAUGUUACAUGGCUAACACCGAGUCCAUGAGAGAAGUUAGCCCGUGCUUCAAUGUUGGUCUUGCAACUGUGCAUAGAAUUAUUGGGAGAACCUGCAGAAUCAUAAUUGAGUGUCUUGCUAAUGUAAUCAGAUGGCCAAGUUCUGCUGAGCAACAAGUCAUUGCUACAAGGUUUCAGCUGAACUACAUGUUUCCUCACACAGUUGGUGUCCUUGACGGAACACAUAUUCGCCUAUCUUCCUGCCCUGGAGGAGAUCCCGAUUACAUAAACAGAAAAUCGUUUCCCUCUAUGCAGCUUCAGGUUGUGUGCGACGACACCCCUCUUCUAACUAACAUCUACACUGGGUGGCCUGGAAGUACCCAUGAUGCAAGAGUAUUGCGGAAUUCCGAGCUGUUUACCAGAGCUGAAGCUGGCAGCUGUAUUGACCCCGAUAAACUCAUCAUAGGUGAUAGUGCAUAUCCGCUAAAGCCAUGGCUUGUAACCCCAUUCAGGGAUAAUGGCAGACUGAAUUUACAACAAAGACGCUUCAACCGUGUAUUAUCGUCAGGACGACAGGUUGUAGAGCGUUGUAUAGGACAUCUUAAAGGGCGAUUUCGUCGUUCGCGAGAAAUACCUGUUCAUAAACCUGAAGAUAUUGUUUCUAUCAUAGUUUCAGGAUGCAUCUUGCACAACCUGUGCAUUAUACACAAGGAUGAUGUAGAAAAUUUCAUUGAGGAAGAUGGAAACGGUCAUCCAAACAAUUAUCCAAACUUAUUUAGAAAUGAUGUGAAUGGUAUUAACAGAAGACUACAAAUUAUGGCAGGACUACCAUAAGUGUAUUUGAUGAAACAGUCUCUCUCAAACGCUGGAACUGACAGUUGCAUUCAUACCAUUACUUUAAAUUUUACAAUAAAAAAUAACAAUAAAAUAAUGAAUAUUG
Molecule: messenger RNA, 1265 nt
Organism: Magallana angulata
Lineage: Eukaryota; Metazoa; Mollusca; Bivalvia; Ostreida; Ostreidae
Product: putative nuclease HARBI1
Exons: 3
Coding region: 17-1159 (380 amino acids)
Source: RefSeq, a predicted model, not a curated record